GCUCCUCAUGCUGCUGCCAGCGGCAGGGACCAGCCUCUCCGCAGCCGGCUCCGUGCGCCCCGGGACGGCACCAUGAACAGCCUCCCCGCCGACAAGGAGAGCGGCGCGGCCGAGCCCGGCCUGCCCGAGGAGGAGGUCCGGACUCUCUUUGUGAGCGGCCUUCCCCUGGACAUCAAACCGCGGGAGCUCUACUUGCUGUUCAGACCCUUCAAGGGUUAUGAAGGCUCUCUGAUAAAACUCACCUCUAAACAGCCUGUAGGGUUUGUCAGCUUUGACAGUCGCUCAGAAGCAGAAGCUGCUAAGAAUGCGCUGAAUGGAAUUCGCUUUGACCCCGAAAUUCCACAAACGCUACGACUAGAAUUCGCCAAGGCAAACACCAAGAUGGCCAAGAGCAAGCUAGUGGGAACCCCGAACCCGAGCACUCCUCUCCCCAGCACGGUACCUCAGUUCAUUACCAGGGAGCAAUAUGAGCUCACAGUGCCUGCACUUUAUCCCAGUAGCCCUGAAGUGUGGGCGCCGUACCCUCUGUACCCAGCGGAGUUAGCACCUGCUCUACCUCCUCCUGCUUUCACCUAUCCCGCUUCACUGCAUGCCCAGCUUGUGCAACUAGAGGAGCUGGGGUUUGCUCAUCGCCUGCCCGUUUUUGUUCAGCAAUGCGCUGGAGGUGGCUGCAAAUAGACAAGGGUUUUCUAGAUAAGUUCCACCGUACCUUUAAAGACUUUUGGCUCAAUCCCCUCAGUUUCACUGAGGCAAAACCCCUGUAGAGGUCAAUGAGAGCAGGCGCCGUCCAUUUAUUUACAAGUAACAGGUCACAGUGUGCAGCGCCUGAAUGAUCAGAAUCCGGCCCUGAAGUAGAGCUCGCCAGUGGAAUCUAGUCAAUGGGUAAAGCUGUCUCAGGAAUAUUCAGCCAGCUUUUAAUUACCUUAUUCAACUUUCUAAUUAAAGCUAAUUGGGAGAGUCGUUGAGAGCUUGGUAGUAUGUUAUCUGGGGAUCUGAAAGCACUUUCUAAACAUUAAUUAAUUAACCCCGAUGAGGCAGGUCAGUAUUCUACCUGGGACGACGUGUCACAGUGAGGGAGUGACAUGGCCAGUGGCUCACAGCACAGCAUUGCUACAGCACACAGUAAAGCCCUGGUUUCAGGGGGCCCCCCCUGCCAAAGACCUGGCACUUCAGCAGCGGGUCCCGGAGCAGAAGGACCCCCCCGCUGCCGAAUUGCCAACGACG
This is a messenger RNA of Mauremys reevesii (Reeves's turtle), 1224 nucleotides long. It is a transcript of the gene RBPMS, whose product is annotated as RNA binding protein, mRNA processing factor. NCBI's taxonomy places the organism in Eukaryota, Metazoa, Chordata, Testudines, Geoemydidae. The transcript is spliced from 7 exons. Gene Ontology annotation, molecular function: mRNA binding. Bases 73 to 678 code for a protein of 201 amino acids. The record is from RefSeq and is a predicted model, not a curated record.